Rotaria socialis is the source of this 1230-nucleotide messenger RNA. Lineage: Eukaryota; Metazoa; Rotifera; Eurotatoria; Philodinida; Philodinidae. The record is from the annotation of a GenBank genome assembly.
AUGAGUGAACCACAAUCACCUAAUUCAUCAUCAUCUUUAUCAUCAAAUUCAAAUGGUUGGUUUCGACAACAACCAUAUUUUGCUGCUUUUUCCAAUCCAGCAUUAUUGGAGAGUAUCAUGCAUCAUCAACCAGAACCAAAUAAUAUUAAACUAAAUUUUAAUCAUCGUAUACUGCGUCUAGUAGGUACACGAGAUCCAUUCAAAUUAUUUCUUGAUCUCGAACAGAUAAAAAAGAAAUGGUUCUAUGCACAAGAUACACGACAAAUUUCAAAACGAAAAAAAUUUAUACAAUAUGUUCUUGAUACUCAUAUAAUGGAGAUACUUUAUCCGAGAUUACAAGGGAAAUCUGAUUUGAUUCGAAUGAUUGUCAAUGUCUAUCGACAAAUUCAACAAGAAGCAUUUGGCAUAGUUUUAAUUAAUAAAGAAAAUAAAGUAUUCUUGGUACAAAAUGAAAAAUAUUAUUGGAGUUUCCCAAAAGGUAAACUGAAACUGAAUCCUGAAACAUAUACAUUCGAAAGUCAAUGGUCAUGUGCAUUGAGAGAAUUUUCUGAAGAAGUUAACAUCGACUUAAGUUCAUGGUCUCCAUCGCAAUAUUGGGAAGCUCGUUUAGCUGAUGAUCGAAUGGUGGGAUUGUUUGUGAUUGAAAAUUUUGAUGAAACAAAUGUUCAUUUUGAAUAUGACAGACGAGAGAUUAUUGAUAUAAUGUGGUUCAAUUUACAUGCAAGUAAUGAUGAAAUGCAUACAUUAAGACAAUAUUGGAAAGAACAGCAACGAUUAAGUGAUCCUUAUUAUACAGCUCUUCCAUUCAUUGAACAUUUGAUUUUUGAAUAUUUACCGUAUAAGGAAGAAAAAGAAUUCAGACAAUCUCCAUCGUCUAUUUCGAUGCAUAGCGAAGACGAGAAACGUUUAUCAUCAUCAGGAAAUUCAGUCAUUGAUAAACUUUUGGGUCGUUUACCUAUUUGGCCAUCAGCACCAUCUUCUCCAUGUUUAUCUCCGCCACCAUUAUCUUCAUUGAUUUCAUCCGAAAAAGAUGCUGGCUUUGAAUUAUUAAAUUUACUUCAACAACAACAAAAAUCAAAGGAAGAAUCAUCCGAAUUAAACCAUGUCGACACAAGUCGAAGUGCGAUGAGUAUAGUUGAUCGAUUGAAUGAAGCUAUUCGUCAAGCUAAGUGCAAUAAUAAUUCUAAUCCAACCAACAAUGCUGAUCAUCGUAUUGCGGUUCAAGCCUAG